Messenger RNA from Lepisosteus oculatus (spotted gar), 652 nucleotides. It is a transcript of the gene rps7, whose product is annotated as ribosomal protein S7. Gene Ontology annotation, molecular function: structural constituent of ribosome. NCBI's taxonomy places the organism in Eukaryota, Metazoa, Chordata, Actinopteri, Semionotiformes, Lepisosteidae. Gene Ontology annotation, biological process: rRNA processing; ribosomal small subunit biogenesis; translation. Gene Ontology annotation, cellular component: 90S preribosome; small-subunit processome; cytosolic small ribosomal subunit. The record is from RefSeq and is a predicted model, not a curated record.
CGCUCUCUUCCUAGGCCGUCACUGACUGAGGCCAUGUUCAGUACCAGCGCUAAAAUCGUGAAGCCCAAUGGCGAAAAGCCCGACGAGUUCGAGUCGGGCAUUUCCCAGGCUCUUCUGGAGUUGGAGAUGAAUUCUGACUUGAAGGCUCAGCUGAGAGAGCUUAAUAUCACUGCUGCUAAGGAAAUUGAAGUUGGUGGUGGCAGGAAAGCUAUCAUCAUCUUUGUGCCAGUGCCUCAGCUGAAAUCUUUCCAGAAGAUCCAGGUUCGGCUUGUACGAGAGCUGGAGAAGAAAUUCAGUGGGAAACACGUAGUCUUCAUUGCCCAGAGGAGAAUUCUGCCCAAACCAACAAGAAAAAGCCGCACAAAGAACAAGCAGAAGCGUCCCAGGAGCCGUACACUGACUGCAGUGCAUGAUGCCAUCCUUGAAGACCUGGUCUUUCCAAGUGAAAUUGUUGGCAAGAGGAUCCGUGUGAAACUGGACAGCAGCCGACUCAUUAAGGUUCACCUUGACAAGGCCCAGCAAAACAAUGUUGAACACAAAGUUGAGACCUUCUCUGGUGUCUACAAGAAGCUCACAGGCAAAGAUGUUGUAUUUGAGUUCCCAGAGUUCCAGCUGUAAAGUGAUGACGACUAAAUAAAUUUAUUGUCAUGUU